AUGCCUCCCAAGCGCAAAGCCACCUCGAGUCUACCAACCGAAGCUCCUGCUCUCAAAAAGACUGCCUUCGACGCCUUGCAACCAUCCGUGAAGCCUGAAGUGAAGAGCGAGCCCGACACCAAGAUCAAGACGGAAGCACCAGAAUAUGAAGACCCGGAUCGCGAGAAACAGGAGGAAGAAUACGGUGUCAUACAGAGAGAGUUCUACCCGGCUGAGAUGUCAAAUGAACGAUGCGCUCGCUACAACGCAAACGAGAUUCCACGGCCCAUCGAGUUGCUCACUCAAGCCGUGCAAAAGACGGCCUUUGCGCGCAAAAAGAUCGAAAUUGGGGACGCGGUGGUACAUUGGUUCAAACGCGAUCUGCGUACAAAAGACAAUCGCGCCCUUCAUUUGGCGAGCGAGAAGGCAAAAUCGAAGGGUGUGCCUCUGAUCUGCUUGUUUAUCGUCAGUCCGCAGGAUUAUCAGGCUCACUUGACUGCUGCCGUUCGUGUCGACUUCGAGCUCAGGACCUUGCAAGUACUCAAGGAGGACUUGGCCAAGAAAGAUAUUCCUCUGUACACCGAAACUGUUGAGAUACGCAAGAAUGUGCCGAGUCGCAUCAUCGAGCUGUGCCAGAAUUGGGGUGCAAAACACGUCUUCUGCGCAAUAGAAUAUGAGGUCGACGAGCUAAGGAGGGACGCUGGCUUGACUACUUCGUGUCUUGAAAAAGGCAUCGAUUUCCAUGCAGUCCAUGACGAUGUUGUAGUACCACCGGGCGAUCUCACAACAGGCCAAGGCAAGCAAUACUCAGUCUACACACCAUGGUUCAAGGCCUGGGUCAAACACCUUCACGCGAACCCGACUAUGCUGGAUGAAUUUGCCGCGCCAGAUCAGAAUCCUGUCUCGGCUCGUGAGAAGUAUGCGGACUUAUUCAAAGCAGAGAUACCUUCAGCUCCCGAGAACAAGAAGCUCAGCGACGAAGAAAGAGAACGAUUCAAGGCAUUAUGGCCGCCAGGUGAGCAUGAAGCUCUCGACCGCCUCAACAAAUUCUUGGAGAAGAAGAGCAAUAACUAUAAGGAUGCUCGUAAUAUUCCUGCUGCCAACAGUACUGGCGUUAUCUCUGUACAUCUAUCAACCGGAACGCUUGCAGCGAGGACGGCCAUUAGAAGUGCUCGUAACAUUAAUACGUCCAACAAAUUGGACGCUGGCAAUGAGGGCAUCAAGACAUGGAUCUCCGAGGUCGCCUGGCGAGACUUUUACAAACAUGUGCUAGCUCACUGGCCUUAUGUGUGUAUGUCCAAGCCCUUCAAAUACGAGUACACGAAGGUCAGAUGGGAGUACAAUGAUGAACAGUUCAAACGCUGGUGCGAAGGCCGAACCGGCUUCCCAAUUGUCGAUGCAGCGAUUCGCCAAAUGCACUCCAUGGCCUACAUGCACAACAGAUGCAGAAUGAUCGUCGCCAGCUUCCUCGCCAAAGAUCUUCUGCUCGAUUGGCGCAUGGGUGAAAGAUAUUUCAUGGAACACCUUAUUGACGGCGACUUCGCAUCCAACAAUGGCGGAUGGGGUUUUGCUGCAUCUACAGGUGUGGAUCCACAGCCAUAUUUCCGUGUCUUCAACCCAUUGCUACAGAGCGAGAAGUUUGAUGAGCAAGGUGAAUACAUCAGAAAGUGGCUGCCGGAGUUGAAGAAUAUCAAGGGAAAGGCCAUACACGAUCCUUAUGGCAGAGGAGCGGCCAAGGAGGCUGAGAAGGCUGGUUACCCCCGACCGAUGGUCGAUCACAAGGUCUGUAGGGACCGGUGUCUUGCGCGGUAUAAAGAGGGGCUGGGCAAAAACACUGCUUGA
Molecule: messenger RNA, 1821 nt
Organism: Aureobasidium namibiae CBS 147.97
Lineage: Eukaryota; Fungi; Ascomycota; Dothideomycetes; Dothideales; Saccotheciaceae
Product: photolyase
Exons: 1
Coding region: 1-1821 (606 amino acids)
Biological process (GO): entrainment of circadian clock by photoperiod; circadian regulation of gene expression
Cellular component (GO): cytoplasm; nucleus
Molecular function (GO): DNA binding; FAD binding
Source: RefSeq, a predicted model, not a curated record